GCAGUACGAGGCUGCGCACACACAUUGCAAUGAAAGAUAUACACAAACCCAUGCCCUUAUUCCGUCACACAAAUCCAGAAGACAGCGUUCGAUGUAGGAAGUCGGUCAACUCGUCAUUCCGUGCUAUUGCUACAUCUUCUAUCAGAUAUUGUUCUUACUUUUGAACAUUAUUGCGCUCUGAACUCUGUCUUAUACUGCCAGCGACAUUGUCGAUCUUUCAUUGGCUAUAAAUUGCCAGGGAGCUCUCCGCCUUGGUAUUUAGCAAGAAGUACUUCAAGUUUUUCAUGCACAUUCAUCGGAAAAUGGUGAAGCUGGAAUACAUGGAGAAGGAGAUGAAUGCUAGCCUGCCCCCUCCUCACUCCACUCCGGCUCCACCUCCACUUCACAGGAGCAAGGGGUUAUUUUCAGUGGAGAGCAUGUUGUCCCCUAAGGAAGGGGGCAUUGUUAGACGUGAACAUCCCCACCAUCCCCACCAUCAUCUUCUUCAACAUCGGCAUACUCCUCCCCAUCUGCAUCAUCCAGUCAUGACGAAGAUACAUGAGCCUAUUACCAGAAUGGAGUCACCACCUUCAAAUCAGACUGUCAUUAAUGACUCUGAAAGCUUUAUAAGACAUCAUCGCGAGCUCACCCCCAAGGAUGAAAUGGAAGAGGAAAUGGUGAAUGAUCAGGACAUUGAUGUUGAGCAUGACCACAAGAAUGAUGAAGAACAGAAAAUGAGCGAUACUGAGCCGGAGAGCGAAAAGAAAGACGAGAAUGAUGGUGAUAAGAAGGAGAAGGAAGAUGAGAAUGACGAGGAAAAGAAAGAAAAGGACAGUAAUUCUACAACGAACAGUGUGCCGAGAAACAAAUACGGUGAGAAACCUCCCUUCAGUUACAAUGCUCUUAUCAUGAUGGCCAUUCGUUCAAGUCCAGAGAAAAGACUGACUCUCAAUGGUAUCUAUGAAUACAUCAUGACAAACUUUCCAUAUUACCGUGAAAAUAAGCAGGGAUGGCAAAACUCAAUCCGACAUAAUCUGAGUUUGAACAAAUGUUUUGUGAAAGUUCCUCGACAUUACGAUGAUCCAGGCAAGGGAAAUUAUUGGAUGCUGGACCCUUCAAGCGAUGAUGUCUUUAUUGGGGGUACCACGGGAAAGUUGAGGAGGAGAACAACAGCAGCUUCUCGUAAUCAUCGCUUAGCUCAGCUAAAACGAGGAGUUCCUUACAUGCAUGGUGGUUUCCCAUUUCAACUAAGGACUGAUAAACCAUAUCAUAUGUAUUGGCCAUCGGGACCCCUCCUACCAUACCCACACCCAGCACACCACAACCAUCCCGCACUCAGGUAUGAUAUGACCAGCUCAGCCGCUGCCGCAGCGGCAGCUAUAACGGCUGAGCGACUCUCCGCCGAGCGACUCACUGCUACAGGUGGAUCGGGACCAUGCGACACCGUCUCUCUGUUCCCGGGCAACCACCCGCUACCCAAACCAAUACCCGGGCAUGGUUUCUCAGUGGAGCGGCUUCUCAGUCAACAAGAUUCACCUUAUAGUGUAUCUCCGACUGCACGGUUGGGUUCGCCCAACUCCGCUAUGGCUGUAGCAGCAGCUGCCGCAGCUGCAGGGUUCGUUUGCUCCGGGCUCCCCCAACUUCAGGUCAGCACAUCGAGUGAGAGCCCUACAUCAGGUUGUUGUUAUCCUCAUCUAUCUUACACACAACCUCUACAACCUGGUUCAUCUUAUGCUGACCUUUACUCGGCUGGCUUGGCUCAUCGACUACCUAUAUUCCCUCCCGGGAUGCUACCCGUGUCGGCUAUGCCUCAAGCUCCGCCUAUUCACGGCAAGUAAACUAUCACUAGAACUUUAUAUAUUCAGGACUUGCAAUAUUGACUUUGUGACUCUAAAAAAAAUAUUCAUGCAAUGUGGGAAAUUGUUUUCCUGUAAAUGUAUUCAUGCAUGAAAUAAUUAUGAAGUGAAAGAAAUUGUUUUCAAAUACUGAUAAUUUUGCUGCCAUGUUUAUGAUUCCUCCAGAAAAUAAAGGUACUUAAAAUUAACAUGCAUGGGCCAUUGUAUUUUUUGCAUAAAACCCCUUUUCUUAACAUAAUUUUCGACUUAACAACAUGCGAUCAUUACUAAUCAAUGGAGCUGGUAUUUUGUUUAAGCAAUGCUUAAAUGAUAACACCAAAUCAAAUUGUUUAUCAUUGGAAAAAUUGUAAAGUCGACGACACGAUGGGAAUGACAAUGUACUCAGCGAAUUUAUAUGAAAUUUAUUAUACUUUUGAAUUCUUAUAACACUUAUAUGCAUGAUCAGUAUGACAGGUUUUUUUUUACAUCCACUACCACCACUUACUUUGAUAUUGCCUCACUCAUUUUUAUUUUUCUUUAGUAAACAAUCCGUGCAUAUUAUUCAGUUAUUACAAACUCAAUGGAACAUGGAGACAAAUUUUACUCAACCGACUAGGCCGAAAGGCUACUGCUGACAUUUAUUUGUGAAUAAAAAUAAAUUGUCGGGGCAUAUAAUGUCGGGUUUUCAUAGUUUUACCCAUAAAUGAUAGUUUAUGUAUUUCUUUUCCAGUAUUGAUGGUUUGUACUAUUUUGUCUAUAAAAUGCUUGCACGCUCCACGUGAUGUAGUGGAUGUGUAAAGAGUCGGGUCUUGUUAUUAUUUCACACAAAAUGUAAGGCAGUUUAAAAUUCAAUCUAGUUUAGAUUGAAUUAUUUUAAUCAUAAAUGUUCUAAAAUGUAGAAGUGAAUAAAUAAAUGACAAUGUUUUAUCAGAACAUAAACAGUCCGUUUUUUUUUCAAAUUGUUACUCAAUACAUUAUGCUUUACUUUUUUUUUAUAACCACAGCGAAUUAUAACAGACACAAAGGAUAUUAUUUAUUUCAAAUGAGUUUGUGAUUAUGUUAAACAAAAGCAAACGACAAUCCGACAAUCAUUUUCCUUUAAAUGCUUGUGCCAAUUUCGCCAACAUUUAGCUUUAAAAAAAUUGUCCUUUUCGAAAAACCCUUUGCUCUUUGAUAUUUAUUUCUGUUGUCAACUUGAAAGUUGAAUGUUGAACUGUAUAUAUUUCACGGACGCACAAGUUUUAUUUUAAAUACUCGAUAAACAGAGUUUUCAAAUGCUAUUAAAGGUCAACAUGUGUAUUGUUGUGACGUGAAAACCUUUUUUCUUCAAAAUUUGAUAUUAUUACCAGCAUUUUAGACAAUCAAGGGAGUAACAUUUUGUGUCGGUCGUGUACAUAUCGCUUGCUGAGGUAAUACUGUUGAAGAUUCGCUCCUUUUCUGGAUGUUCAGAUAAUAUCAAUUAAAUCGAAACCAGUUCUAAUGAAACUCACAUUAUCAUAUUGUGACAAUGACAAAAAUCAUAUUUAUGUAAGAGACAAUCAGCAUUAUUGUUUACUAUUGUGACAAUCAGUUGAAAAUGCAACUCAAUAAUAUUUUAAACUUUUAUUGCUUAUAUUGCAUGCAAAAUAAAUUAUGACAAUCAGAAAGAAUAGGUGUUAUUUUGAUUGCUGCUUCGAUUUGAUUUUUCCUUAAUUUUUGUUUAUUAUUAAUUAUUAUUAUUUUGGGGUAUGUGAUUUUAAAUAAAUAUUUAGACUCGAUGUUCGUGCAUAAUCGUUUUAAGAUCUUAAACAAUUUUUUUUAGUUGACUUAUAUAUAUCAAAUUUAGCAGUCCAAAUGCAGGUGCAAUAUAUUUUUUGAUGUAAAUUAUGCUUUGUAAUUUGUAUAGAAUUUCUUAUAAAUUAUGAGAUUUCACAUACAACUUUUUGGAAUGAUGUCAGAUGCUCGACAAAAUAUAUCAGAUUUUAGACAUGUUGAAGAGUUGUGUGAUUUUAUAUAUUCGUUUUGAUUCAGUUUGGAUUAUGAAUCAUUUUCAACCAAUUAUGUAGUUCAUUAUUUGGAUUGAAUUAUGAAACGUCAUCAAAAUGUAAUACUAUUUUUGUUGUUGAAAACAUUAUCAUUAUUGUUUUAAAUUUUGAAGCUGGCUUUAAGCUUUGGUAAAUAUUAAUAACUAAUAUGUUUUGGUAAAGUACUAGAAACGAUGUUUGUUUUAAAAAAUAGGGUGCGUGGGCUCCCUUAUUUCUUUUCUUUCUUUGUUUCUUGGAAAAGCGUUGUCUUUAUCUUGAUUUGCUGUUAAAUACUUGAUUCUUCCACCAAUAUGUUCUGGAAAAAAGAGGUUAAAUAACAAUUCACUUUAUGUAGCAAUGUGACCCCCCC
Lytechinus pictus (painted urchin) is the source of this 4187-nucleotide messenger RNA. Its product is annotated as forkhead box protein G1-like. Gene Ontology annotation, cellular component: nucleus. NCBI's taxonomy places the organism in Eukaryota, Metazoa, Echinodermata, Echinoidea, Temnopleuroida, Toxopneustidae. The coding region runs from base 285 to 1817 and encodes 510 amino acids. The transcript has a single exon. The record is from RefSeq and is a predicted model, not a curated record. Gene Ontology annotation, biological process: regulation of transcription by RNA polymerase II. Gene Ontology annotation, molecular function: DNA-binding transcription factor activity; sequence-specific double-stranded DNA binding.